AUACUUGUUUUAGGCCUUCCCUGCUGGUUCUGGACCCACUGAUCGUACUACGUACAUGUUCACAUAUGUUGAUCCACAAUUUGGGUGCCCAAAGCUAGAAGAACUUUUGGAGAUUUACUGGAAUCUUAUGCCUGGUUACCAGGAUGCGAUCCUUGAAAAUUUGGAUAUAAGGAGAGUCAUAUUUGGGAUUUUCCCAACUUAUCGGGACAGCCCACUGCCAGCUGCAUUUGACCGUAUCUUACAGGUUGGUGAUGCUAGUGGGAUCCAGUCACCUGUUUCUUUUGGAGGUUUUGGAAGCUUGACAAGGCAUCUUGGUCGCUUAUCAAAUGGUGUAUACGAAGCAGUUUCAGAAGAUUUCCUGGAUGCACAUAGUUUGAGGCUGUUAAACCCUUAUAUGCCAAAUUUAAGUGCAUCAUGGUUGUUCCAAAGAGCAAUGUCAACAAGGCCGCAGACAAAUAUUUCACCAACUUUUAUUAAUGAGCUUCUCUUUGCUAAUUUUCAGUCGAUGCAGAAACUUGGGAAUUCAGUACUUCGGCCAUUUCUCCAGGAUGUAAUUCAAUUCGGACCUCUGGUGAAAACACUGGGCCUAGUAAUGAUCAGUCGGCCACAAAUUCUGCCUUCCAUAUUUAAGCAGGUUGGACUUGGAGUUAUCCUUAACUGGUCAAGCCAUUUUGCGAUGCUUGGUUACUACACAUUCCUUUCCAGCUUUAUCGAUCCUGCUGUUAGGCCUUGGGUUGAAUCUUUGCCACCAAGGAACAAAUAUCAGUGGAAGCGAUAUCUUGAAGCAUGGCAGUAUGGAGCUGGCUUAGACUAUCGUCAAGAGGAAUAAAGCUUCAAAAACGAAUUCUAUACUUCCUCUGGAAAAACAAUUAUGUCAAUACAGAUGAAAGAUUGUAGAGCAGAUACAACUAAAAGUCAAUGCAACACUUGUAUAUUUGUUUAUAUAUUUUCUGGCAAGCUUAUUCCCAAUAUAAAAGAAUGUAAUUUUCAGCAAAGAUACAGUUCUUACCUGAAGUGAAUAUCUUAUAAAAGAAGGCAAAGACUGAUGUGAACA
This is a messenger RNA of Lolium rigidum, 1054 nucleotides long. RefSeq lists its product as uncharacterized. Lineage: Eukaryota; Viridiplantae; Streptophyta; Magnoliopsida; Poales; Poaceae. The coding region runs from base 56 to 829 and encodes 257 amino acids. The transcript is spliced from 10 exons. The record is from RefSeq and is a predicted model, not a curated record.